AAUGAAUGGAACGCGGAAAACAACGCUUGCAGGCAUUCAGAGAAGAAACUUUUUUCUUUUCUUUCGUGAUCGAAAGCUACAGCCGGUAAACAAACUAUAACUUGUUCCCUUUUAAAAUAUAUUCUACUAACUGAAUAAUGUGCAGAUAAUUUUUGUAACAUGAGAGGACUGAAAGAACGCAGGACAAAUGGAUAGAAUCAUCGUGUUACUUGUACUUUUCCUUCAAACGUCUGCUUCAGAUGGUUCUCACUCUUUGUCGUUGCUGUCAACUUACAUUAAGGGAAAAACACAGUUUCCUAAAUUUAGUUACAUAACAGCUCUCGAUGACAUCACAGUUGGAUACUAUAAUUCAGAAACGUAUGUUCCAAAAGGGAAUACGACGAAUGAGGAUGAUGUGGUUGAUUCAGAUUACAUAAAGGGUAUAAGUGACUACAUGUAUAACUCCUUUGUGAGACGAUCUGCACUGUUCAGUCAACACAGUCAAAAUGACGGUCUUGAUGUUUAUCAGACACUGGUUGUCUGUGAGUUGCUGGACCUUGACAAGCCUGGAAAGAUGUUUACUAAAGAUGCUGCUGGGGCUGCACCACAGAUGAGCUUUGUUACUUUAACAGCAACUUUACUUAUACUGUGACUGUUAAUAUUACACAAGAAGUGCUCAAACCUCAACUGGAAGAAUUCAAGCAGAAAUAUGAAAAGUUCUAUUACAAAAUUUGUAUAGAUACUCUCAGAAAUUACCUCAAAAAGAGACAGAGUGAAGUAAAUCGAAAGAUGAAACCUCGAGUCAGAUUCAUGCAGAAAGCAAUCACAGAUUCUGGAAGGUCUCAUUUGAGUUGUUUGGCAACAGGAUUUUACCCUCGUCACAUCAACCUGACCCUGUUCAGAGACGGGCAGCCUGUAGCUGAUCAUGAGAUCACUGGAGGAGAUCUGCUGCCCAAUGAUGACGGGACGUACCAGAUGAGGAAGAUUAUGAAAAUCAGUGCUGCAGACAAACACAAAUACACCUGCUCCGUCACGCACCUCAGUCUGCACAACAAACUGGAAGUCCCUUUGGAAAGUGGACUUUCCAGCUAUUACACAGGUGUUCUGCUAUCAGCUCUUGCUGUCCUGCUGUUGGUAUGUGUGAUUUUGGCAAUGGUGAUAAUCGUCUGCAUUAAAAGGAAAGAAGAAAGCCAGACAGAAGCUGAUGAGGUUUUGUAAUCUUCUGAAGACAUCCAUCCUAUUUGCAAGGAGAUCAAACCAUUACAUCUUCUGUUUUAUCCAAUGUAGUUAUCACAUAAUAAUCUGAGCUGUUGCAGUAUUUGCCUUACUCACAUUCUCAUUAACAGUGAAUUAACAGCUUACUGUUAAUUCCUUAAAAUGUAAAUAUGCAUAUGUUUACAAGGGGUUUAAAUUCAUUUAUUUAUAGACAACACUGUUGUCAAGAAGGUUUGCUCUACUUUCAACUUUUUGUAUAGUAGUGUAUGUAUAGUAUUUUAUUGUUACUGUAUUGCUGGUUCUGAUUUAGUUUUUGCACAGUUUAUACAGACAUUUAUACUGCUUGCUGUUUUGCACUGGAGUUUUUCUUUGGCUUAUUCUGUCAUAUGCUAUUGUAUUUUUUUGGUUGCUUGUAACAAGGUCAUUGAUAAGAGGGGUACUGAGAGAGCAAAUAAAGAUACUAAUAUUUUGUUUCAUGUUUUGUUUAGUUAUUGUAACAUUUGAUGUGAUAAUCCGUUAAUGUAAUCGAUUUAUCCAUUUAAAAGUGAGCAAUCAGAAAUCAUGCUAACUCUCCAACAACAAAACCUGUUUGUGCAUUUAUCAAGUCAAGUCAAGUCACCUUUAUUUAUAUACCGCUUUUAACAAUACAGAAUUGUGACAAAGCGGCUGUACAGUAUUAAAUAGGAAAUAGUGCAUUUAUCUGUCUGAAUUAAAAGUAUGUGGUGUUGUACAGUAGUUGCAUAGUAAUUCAAGUCAAUAUUAGGAAUUACAAUUUGUGGUUUACUGAGAGGGUCGGUAUAUUUUCUAAAAAGAAUCAUAUGGUGGAUAUAUUCUAUUAUCAUUAUGUUUAAAGUGACAAAGCCAUGCUGAUAUGUGAACCGAAUGCUUGUAGUGGCAUCUAGUGGUCUGAUUAUAUAAACGUUCAUGUAUUUGUGUUGUAUUGAACACUUCGCUUUUAUUUAUUUAUUUAUUUUUUUUCAAA
Labeo rohita (rohu) is the source of this 2176-nucleotide messenger RNA. RefSeq names its product major histocompatibility complex class I-related gene protein-like. The transcript is spliced from 6 exons. Gene Ontology annotation, cellular component: external side of plasma membrane. The coding region runs from base 769 to 1197 and encodes 142 amino acids. The record is from RefSeq and is a predicted model, not a curated record. Gene Ontology annotation, biological process: immune response. NCBI's taxonomy places the organism in Eukaryota, Metazoa, Chordata, Actinopteri, Cypriniformes, Cyprinidae.